Molecule: messenger RNA, 3434 nt
Organism: Chroicocephalus ridibundus (black-headed gull)
Lineage: Eukaryota; Metazoa; Chordata; Aves; Charadriiformes; Laridae
Exons: 10
Coding region: 1699-3315 (538 amino acids)
Biological process (GO): adenylate cyclase-activating G protein-coupled receptor signaling pathway
Cellular component (GO): plasma membrane
Molecular function (GO): G protein-coupled receptor activity
Source: RefSeq, a predicted model, not a curated record
GGGGUUACUGCUGGGACCUGGGGGGGGCUCGGCUGGGCCUGGGCAGGGCUUGGCUCAGGGAGAUGUUUGCUGGCUCCUCAGAACCUCCUUGGUUUUAAAAUGAUCAAAAAAUAAUCAGAACCUUUGAUUUCCUGAGGCCCCUGUGGGUACAGGCGUGGAGCGUUGGCAUUCAUUCCUGUACCCCCAGUCCCCUUUCCGUGGAUGCGGAGGAGUUGGGCACCGAGAGCUGCCCCCGACCCAGCCCGCCCGGCUGCUGGGGCUCGGCAGGUCGGGGAGAGGCAGUGCCACCGCCGCGGGGUCUGGCUCUGCCCCCGGGGGUCUCGCCCCCAUCGCUCGGGCGGUGCUGUGCCCUCAAAGCACUGACAAACCGCAACGUGUUGUGUUUGCUGCUGGUGUGUGAGAAAAGCCCUUCCCUUGCCCUCGGCGGAGGCUGGAUGGGUUGCUGGGGCCGGGGGGACGCGGUGGUGCAGGCUGCGGUGCUGGGGCAGCGCGCUCGGCCCUGCUGCUCCCUUUUCCCACGCUGGGUACAUCUCUACCAGCGUGCCGCGCGUUUCCGCGCAGCAGCGUGCCAGCUCCUGCCGAACGCAACCUGCUCCUUUGCACCGUAUCUCAACUCCCCGUGCCGUCGGGGGCCGCAGCCACGGUUGCCCUCCCCGGCAUGGUGGCAUCCUGUCCCGGCUGGCACCUCUCCCCCCGCCAGCAGCAUUUCUGCUGCUCUCGGCAGCGUCUGCCGCGCACGUGUGGGCUUUUCCUCCCAGAGCUUCCUGCGGCGAGCAGACGGUGGGGCCGCGUCGUGGCCGCAUCCUGCAGAGGCACCUGCACUGAGCCCUCCUGUCACCCCGCUCGCCCCCGGGCUCCUGGUGUGGGCAGAGCGGCCCUACCGCAGCACGCUGGCACCGUCUGCUGUCUCAGCACUUGCCAGGGCGCUGGGGUUGCUUGCACAGGCUUCCUCUGACCCCUUUCCCGUGCCUCAGUUUCCCCUUUUUGCACGGAGAAGUCUGCCUGCGCCUGUAGCAGCAGCUGCGGGGAUGCCCGUGCGCCCUCGCUGGUUCGCAGCGAGCAGCCGGGAGGUGCAGGGGAUGGAGAAGGGCCACGCUCGCGUCUGCACCCCCGGCGCCCCCGGGGAGCUGCACCUCUUGCUGUGGCCUCGCUGCCCGGCGUGCGAGAGGGAGGUGCGAGGGAGGCGCGAAGGAGCCCGCCGCGCGUUCGCCCGGGUUCUGCGAGCACUGGGGGCUGAUCCCCUCCCUGCUCGCACAUAGCAGCCUGCAGGGCUGAGGGGAAGCUCCUGCCGCCCCGGCCGGGCAGGUUCCUCCGGCUGCGCCGCGGCCGUGUCCCGCAGACAGGGUGUGGAGCCAGCCCAGCCGGCAGCGGCUGCGGGAGCUGCGCCGGUGCAGCCGGACGGACCCCGGGCUGUGCCCGGUGGCAGAGAGGAGACGGGCAGGCUCUCAGGUCCCAGCCGCCCGGUCAUGGCGAACGAAGAGGAACAGCCGUCGGCUCUCUCGGAUAACCAGGUAAAGGCGUGUGCCUGCGGGAAACCCUCUGCGGAGAGCUGGGAAAGCCGCUGCAGCCCCUGCUCAGGCCUCCCCUGCCUGUGCCGGCCGAGGGGGCUUCCCUCAUGCCGGAGAUGGGGGCAACGCCGUGGGGUUGCCCGGCCCAGGGCUUUGCAGGCUCCUGCUCGCCCAAACGGCGCUUCCCAGGAUGGCUGCUCCUGCUCCGCUGUCUCUGUGUGACACACCGGCCCUGCAGCCGAGCCGUGGCUCCGGUUCCUCCGUGGCAGCCCCACACAGCAGCGCAGCCCGGAGCGGGACGCGGCUUCCCGGCACUCCCCAGCCCCAGGCGAGGGAAAGCCGGGCGCUGCGGCCGGGGAAGCUCGGGGGGAUGCAGCAGGGAAACCCCCUCCUGCAGCCACGGCCGAGGGGCCCGUCCCGUGCAGCGGCACCGCGGGGCUGGCAAGGAACUGGCCACCGGCCCCUCCGCUUUGCCCAGCACCAGCCAAGGGCUCCCGGGCACAACCUCUCGGGGAAGACACGUUUUUCCCUCGGAUUUGCCCACUCUGCGGUGACAGACGGGCACCGGCCGCCCGCUGCUGCUUCAGCCAGGGAUGCCCGAAGCCCUGUGUCCUCCCGCGCCCUGGGGCAGCCGAGGCUCCCGCUGCGGCUCCUCUCAGUCUCUCUCCCUCAGGUCUUCGCGCUGACGUGCAUCUACCUGCCGGCCUCGCUGCUGAGCCUCCUGGGCAGUGGGUCGGUCCUCGCCGUCACCUCCCGGCAGAGGCGAUGCUGCCACAUCCAGCUUCGCCCCCUUUUCCUCCUCGCCCUGGCAGAUUUCCUGGCCGCCGCCGCGCUGCUGGGCACAGCCACCAUCCAGCUGCUGCCAGCCCGGCUCUUCAUCCCGGCGUACGCUGCCUGCCCCUACGGACGGAUGCUGGCCACGACCUUCUACGCGGUCUCGUUCCUGAUGGUGGUUGUCUACGCGUACGAAGCCUACCGCACCGUCCAGGGCUGGAGAGCCUGGCACGUCGCAGCUCUGCAGGAGAGGAGCAGGUGCCUGGAGAGCCUGUGGCAGGGGCUGCCCUACAUCCUGGCCUGGCUGGUGCCGGCGCUCACGCUCCUGGGACAGCUGGUGGCCCGCGGCACCUCCACCACCGACAUCGCCCCAAGGCCCAUCGAGCCCGUCGUGCCGUGGAAAGGCAACCGCUCCCACGAGACCUACAGCCUUUACUGCUCCAGCUGCCUGCUCCUCAUCCGCCGUGCCCAGGAUAUCUGCUUCCAGUACGUAGGGAGGAAGGACGUGGGCCUGGAGGGGAAAAUCAUCUUCUUCUUGUACCUGCUGCUGGUGCUGAGCUGCUGCACGGUAAGCCAUCGGCACGGCGGGGCAAGCGCGGGGCCCGGCCGCAGCGGCCAGCGCGCCCCGGCCAACGCCGCUCCUGCCGCCCAGCUCCUGUACCGCAGGGUGAAGCUCCGGUGCCGGAGGAACGCCGCGGAGCCCUUGCUGACCCUGGAGAAGGACGGCUUCGCAGGCAGGAGCAUCCGCAGCGUCAGCAACGUCUCUCACUACUUCCAGCUGGUUUUCCUGCUCUGCUGGGCUCCAGCCUUCCUCCUCACCCUCCUCUCCUUCACCAGCAUCAGACCUGCCUCAGUCUUUGUCCUCUAUGUUACUACGGCCCUGACCGUCUCCCUCCAGGGCUUCCUGCACAGCUUGGUCUACGGCUGGAUGAGGCGAAACUUCCGUCAGGAGGCGGUGGGCGAGAGACCCUCCCUGCGGCGCCCCCACGGCCUCAAGGCUUUCUACGACGAGUCGCUGAGGGCCAUUCCUUAGGCUGCCCCCUCGCCCGGGCUGCCCCGAAGCCUCGGUGGGAUUUGCGCAUCGCUGGCAGCCCCCCGCAGCCCGGCCGGAGCUGGGCAGGGUCUCUCUGGACCCUUCGUGCCUGGGAGGGU